GUAGAGGGCCAUCCUAAUCAUGGGAUCCAUCCGAACCACAGUUGCCAUUCUUGGCCUGUGCCUAUUCUUGUUCUUCACCAAUGUCGCCUCUGCCGAACAAGUCAUCGAGGCGCCACCAGUCAAUCUCACGGAGGCCUUGGGGAGCUUGCCACAUUGCGCUCUCAAUUGCCUCGUCAACACCGUCACCACCGUAGGGACAUGCGGCACUCUGUUAAACCCCAACCUGGCCGACUGUGUGUGUCACAGUCAGGAAAUCAACGACCUUUCGGCCGCGUGUAUCCAUGGGGCUUGCACUAUCAAGGAAUCUCUUACCGCCAAGAACAUCACCUCCCACCUCUGCCACGAGCCCAUCAGGAAGAACACCACCAUCGUUCCCGUCCUUGCCGUGUUCCUCGGCCUUGCCCUAUUCGCGGUCGUUCUGCGGGUGCUUGCCCGUGUGUUGACCAGGGCUUAUUUCUGGUGGGAUGAUUUGUGCAACCUUUUCGCCUUUUGCGGUUGCAUUGGUUUCAGCUCUCUCAACUUCAGAUCGAUCGACCAUGGCUACGGACUUGAUAUUUGGUAUGUCAAGUUUGACGACGUCACUACAAUCUUGAGGUUAUUCUACGCCAACAUGUUGCUGUACACGGUCUCCCGCUUUUUUGUCCGGGCCUCCAUCAUUCUCUUCUACCUCCGCGUAUUUCCCAAGGACAACAAGGUCAGCCGCAUUCUUACCUACACCAUGGCCUUCAACGUCGUCUACAACUUCAGCUUCUUGUGCGCCGUCAUUUUUCAAUGCACCCCCAUCAAUAAUUUUUGGUUGUCUUGGUCGGGAGAGAGCCAAGGUCACUGUGGAAACGUGCAGGCACUUGUCUGGUCCGCUGCGGGUACGGGUAUCGCCUUUGAUAUUUGGUUGCUUGUCUUGCCGUUCCCUCAGUUGUUUGCUCUCAAUCUCCACUGGAAGAAGAAGGUUAUGGGCUGUGUGAUGUUCAGCGUUGGUGCUUCUGUCAUGAUCAUCAGUUUGAUCCGACUCAAGACCAUUCCCCAUUUCGCAAAGGCCGAGAACCCAACCAGGGACAUUGCCGAUCUUUGCAUUUGGUCUGGCGUCGAAAUCGAUGUCGGUGUCAUCACCCCCUGCCUUCCCAGCUUACGACUGCUGUUCCGCAAGCUGCUCCCCAGCAUCCUCGGGACAACCAACAAGUACGAGCUCGAGCCCGUGUCAGCCAGCGCCAGCACCGCCAUGAACAAGAGUCUUGCCAGCAAGAGCAAACCUACAUUCCACGAGUCUACCAAGACGACAAUGGACCACGGCCACGACGGGUCGUCGAUAGGGACCAAGUGUACGCAUGAUGAUGAUCACUCGCAGUUGCAUGGUGCAAGCUGUGAGAGCAUUACCGAGCUGGUUACCGACUCGGAUGGGGAUUUCAAGAAGAUGGGGUCCAAAGUAUGACACUUGUCUACACGAAAGAAGUGCUGUCAAAGCGGGAUUUGCUUGGGAUUUUUUUCUUGGUUUCUUUUGUUCUUUUUCUUUUCUCUUCGUUUCUUUGAGUUCUGGAUACAGUAAUACCCGAACUGGAACAGCAGACCUGGUUGCACACAACAGUCACACACACACACACACACACACACACACACAAAAGUUCUUU
Neurospora tetrasperma FGSC 2508 is the source of this 1622-nucleotide messenger RNA. RefSeq lists its product as uncharacterized. The transcript is spliced from 6 exons. NCBI's taxonomy places the organism in Eukaryota, Fungi, Ascomycota, Sordariomycetes, Sordariales, Sordariaceae. The record is from RefSeq and is a predicted model, not a curated record. The coding region runs from base 20 to 1426 and encodes 468 amino acids.